UUUAAUCUGUCAAGUCUCAAGUGUCAGACCGUCAACAAUUUGGUCAACACCCCCUAAAAACAGUUACUUCUUAACAAUCCGCUCGUUACGUUUUUACCAGAAUGAUAUCAGAGAGAGAUUACGCGCCACUGAGCGCAGCGUGCAUCAGAUCUUUGAACGACAAGCUCUACGAAAAACGAAAAGCAGCCGCAGUCGAGAUAGAGAAAAUGGUUAAGGAGUUCGCAGCAAGUAACAACACUGUCUUGAUUAAGCGACUCCUGAAGGUGUUGGGCCAAGAUUUUGCCACCUCGCAAAAUCCGCACACUAGGAAAGGCGGACUGAUAGGUUUAGCUGCGAUAGCUGUUGGAUUAGGAAAAGACAUUGGUCAGUAUACCGAAGAACUUAUUCACCCGAUUUUGGCCUGCUUCUGCGACCCUGACCUUAGUGUCAGAUAUUAUGCUUGUGAGAGUUUAUACAACGUUGUUAAAGUAGCAAGAGCUUCAGUCCUCCCUCAGUUCACAGACAUAUUUAGCGCACUCAGUAAAUUGGCCUGUGAUUCAGAACAGACCGUCAAAAAUGCUACGGAACUUCUUGACAAAUUGAUGAAGGACAUCGUCACAGAAAGUGGGAUGUUCGAUUUGGUCGGCUUCAUGCCUCUGCUCAGAGAGCGUAUUUACACCAAGAAUCCGUUCGGCAAACAAUUUGUCAUUGCUUGGGUAUCUGUUUUGGAUGCAGUCCCAGAUAUAGACUUUAUCGUUUUCCUUCCUGAGAUAUUGGAUGGCUUAUUUAGGAUAUUAGAGGACCCGACACUUGAAAUAAAAAAGAUAACAGAUACUGUUCUUGGGGAGUUUCUCAGAAGUAUCAAAUCAAACCCUGACAGGGUUGACUUUUCUGCUAUGAUUAACAUCCUUAUCACUCAUGCCCAAAGCAGCGACGAGCUGCUACAGCUAACCGCUAUCACCUGGAUAAAAGAGUUUGUACAAUUAUCUGGGCCUGCCAUGCUGCCCUACAUGUCCGGUAUAUUUACUGCAGUUUUACCGUGUCUUGCCUAUGAUGGGGAUAAUCGUAAGAAUAUAAAGGAAACAGCUGUUAAAGUAAAUAACAGCUUGAUGAAACUUAUAACAAUUGAAAAUACAGAGGCAGUUAACAAGACUUUGAGUUCUAGAGAGGAUUCUACUGGCGACUCAGGGAAACUUAGUCAUCCAUUGGCAGAGACUUUGGACCUAUCUAGCGUCGUCGAGGUUCUGAUCAAGCACUUGAUGCACACAUCUGUGCAGACAAAAGUAGCAGUUUUAAAAUGGAUUCAUCAUUUAUUCACAAAUAUUCCUCACAGAAUGUUUAAUCAUAUCGAUGAAUUUUUCCCAGUAUUAAUGAGAAAUCUAAGUGACAGCUCAGACGAUGUUGUUCAGCAGGACUUAAUUGUCUUAGCAGAGAUUAUAAGUUCCAAGUCUAUCGAUGAUUCAAUAAGUCGUAAUAAAUAUUACAAAAAAUUUAUAAUCAAUCUACUGAGACUAUUUUCAACUGACAGACAUUUGCUCGAAGAACGGGGUAAUUUCAUCAUCAGAGAAUUAUGCGUGCUACUCAGCGCAGAGGAUAUUUAUAAAACAUUGGCUAUCAUUUUAUCUGAGGAACAAAAUCUGAGAUUUGCCAGUAUAAUGGUGCAAACUCUAAACGUGAUUUUACUAACCAGUGCUGAACUGUUUGAUCUACGAAAUAAAUUGAAAGACUUGGAAACCCAGGAAAGCUGCGACCUUUUCGUGUGUCUAUACGAAUCUUGGAGUCAUAAUCCAGUCGCCACUGUCGCUCUGUGUUUUUUGACACAAAAUUAUGGACACGUUUGCGACCUCAUAAGAUCAUUUGGAAAUAUCGAAGUAACUGUGGAAUUUUUAACAGAAAUUGACAAAUUAGUUCAGCUUAUUGAAUCUCCAAUAUUUACUUAUCUAAGACUCGAGUUAUUAGAAGUGGGAAAAAGCAAAGCUCUAAUACGUGCUCUGUAUGGUCUUCUCAUGAUUUUACCGCAAAGUGAAGCGUUUACGACGCUGCACCGCCGACUGGCAGCAAUUCCUCCAAGAGAGCCAUUGCAGGAGCACCCUAGAACAAAUGCGCUUUCAGGACCUGCCGAAAGAAUCGAUUUUGAAAAGCUUUUGAAACACUUUGUUUCAGUUCAAGAAAAGCACAAAGAACAAAAGCUCAAACAGAGGCAAAGUGCACUUAUCGAAAGAGACGUUAGUCACUUGGACAUUUGACCAUUCAAUUUUUGAUUCAAUAGUCUCGGGAUCGCAGAAUUGUAAUUGAAUACAUUCAUACUAUGCAAUAAUCGAAAUUACACAGAUACACGUCUCAGUACGGUAAAAUGUCAGUCAUCUAGUUGCUUGUGUACAUUUCGGAGCCAAGUAACGAUAAUUUUCCUAAGUACAGAGAAUAUACAUUGUUA
This is a messenger RNA of Diprion similis, 2413 nucleotides long. RefSeq names its product protein VAC14 homolog. The transcript is spliced from 7 exons. Bases 102 to 2225 code for a protein of 707 amino acids. NCBI's taxonomy places the organism in Eukaryota, Metazoa, Arthropoda, Insecta, Hymenoptera, Diprionidae. The record is from RefSeq and is a predicted model, not a curated record. Gene Ontology annotation, biological process: phosphatidylinositol biosynthetic process; positive regulation of kinase activity. Gene Ontology annotation, cellular component: PAS complex; endosome membrane.